Vigna unguiculata (cowpea) is the source of this 837-nucleotide messenger RNA. Its product is annotated as putative polygalacturonase At3g15720. The record is from RefSeq and is a predicted model, not a curated record. NCBI's taxonomy places the organism in Eukaryota, Viridiplantae, Streptophyta, Magnoliopsida, Fabales, Fabaceae.
AUGAUUUUGUUCACAAACACAAACGGUCUCAGAAUUUUCGGAAAAGCAGGAUUAGUCGAUGGUUAUGGUUCCUCUUGGUGGCCAUGCAAAAAUUGUCCAAGACCAGCGGUCCUUGGUUUUAAUGCAUGCAAUGGGCUCAGUGUUAAUUACCUGAGCAUCAGAAAUAGUCCCAGAGCUCACAUAACCAUAAAUGGUUGUGAGGGUGCCACAUUCUCUCACAUUAACAUUCGUUCUCCUGCUGAUAGUCCUAACACUGAUGGAAUUAACAUUUCUUCUUCCAAAAAUAUAUUGAUAAAAGAUUCCAACAUAGCUUCUGGUGAUGAUUGUAUUGCAAUCAUAGGUGAAUCUUCUUACAUUAAUGCCACUGGAAUUGCUUGUGGACCAGGACAUGGAAUAAGCAUUGGUAGCCUGGGUAGAAACAAUGGCCGUGACAUUGUGGAACAUGUUCGUGUUUAUAAUUGUAGCUUCACGAAAACUACAAAUGGAGCAAGAAUCAAGACAUUUUCGGGUGGAUCAGGUUAUGCCAAAAGAAUCACAUUUGAGAAAAUCACAUUAAACCAAUUUUACAACCCUAUAAUUAUAGAUCAACACUAUAAUCAUAUGAAUGCAGGAGGAGGAGUCCAAGUGAGUGAGGUGACAUUUCGUGGGUUUCGAGGAACAUCUACAAACGACAGAGCUAUAAAUUUAGGUUGUGGUUCACCAGGUUGCUUCAACAUUGUGUUGGAUAAAAUCAAAAUUGUUUCUUCUCAACCAAGAAAACCAGCUUCUUGUUCAUGUAGAAAUGCUCAUGGAAGAGCUACAUCCACUGUUCCAAAUUGUAAUAUCUCAUUGAGAUGA